Ostrinia furnacalis (Asian corn borer) is the source of this 1209-nucleotide messenger RNA. Its product is annotated as cuticle protein-like. Gene Ontology annotation, cellular component: extracellular matrix. The record is from RefSeq and is a predicted model, not a curated record. The coding region runs from base 68 to 1156 and encodes 362 amino acids. Lineage: Eukaryota; Metazoa; Arthropoda; Insecta; Lepidoptera; Crambidae. The transcript is spliced from 5 exons.
UGUAUAAAAAGUAUCGACACUCGCACAUUGUCACAGUCAAGCUCUGACUAGCAAAUUAACAACAACAAUGGCAGCCAAAUUCUUCGUAGUCCUCUCCCUGGCCGUGGCGGCGUCGGCCGUGCCGCUGGUGCCGGUAGCGAAGGUGGCGUACGCGGAGGUGGAGGCGCCCGCGCACUACGAGUUCCAGUACUCGGUGCACGACGAGCACAGCGGAGACAUCAAGCAGCAGCAGGAGGCGCGCGCCGGCGACGCCGUGCACGGCUCCUACUCGCUGCUGCAGCCCGACGGCCUGACGCGCGUCGUCGAUUACUCCGCCGACAAGGAGCACGGCUUCAACGCCGUCGUGCGCUACGAGGGCCACCCCGCGCCCGCGCCCGCGCACCCCGUCAAGCUCGCCUACGCCGCCCCCGUCGCCAAGGUUGCCUACGCCGCCCCUGUAGCCAAGGUUGCCUACGCCGCCCCCGUCGCCAAGGUUGCCUACGCCGCCCCUGUAGCCAAGGUUGCCUACGCCGCCCCUGUUGCCAAGCGAUAUAUUGUAUUAUGUUCUGCGGCAGCGGCUGUGGCCGUCCCCGCUGUGCCACUCGCCAAACUAGCGUAUGCCGAGCCCGAGCAACCUGCUCAGUACGAAUACUCCUACACCGUGGAGGACCAGCACAGCGGCGACAUCAAGCAGCAGAAGGAGAACCGUAACGGAGACGCUGUCCACGGCUACUACUCGCUGAUUCAGCCCGAUGGCACCCAGCGCAUCGUGGAGUACACCGCCGACAAGGAGCACGGCUUCAACGCCGUCGUGCGCUACGAGGGCCACCCCACCGUCGCGCCCGCUCAUGUCGCCAAGGUCGCCUAUGCUGCUCCCGUAGCUAAGGUGGCUUACGCCGCUCCCGUGUCUAAGGUCGCCUACGCACAGGCCCCGGUCUCCUACGCUGCGCCCGCCCACGUCUCCUACGCCGCCGCGCCCGCCCAAGUCUCUUACGCCGCUCCCGCCCAAGUUUCUUACUCCGCUCCUGCUCAUCAAGUCACCUACGCCGCUCCCGCUCAUCAAGUCGCCUACGCCGCGCCCGCUCAGGUCGCCUACGCUGCGCCCGCCAAAGUAGCCUACGCUGCACCUGUCGGACACGUGAGCUACUCAUCCCCCGCCUACUCUUACCAUCACUAGAUUCUAAGUGCCAUAUCGUUUAUUUAUUUUGUUAAAUACAACCACUUAAUCAA